CAAAACAACAACAGUUACUCAUAUCGACCGAAACAUCGUCAACCAGCUGAUCUUUUGUUAUCGCAGCCAAAUCAAUCCAGACAUCGGCCCAGACGGAGAGAAUAACGGUUUCUGUUGUACGCACUAUUGUUUUCAUCAUUCGGCGCACGGGAAACGAUGUCUUUCACAAAGGAAAUGCGCGUAGCUACACGGGACAUUCACAACGUUAGCGAUGCAUUGGUUAAUGCAAAACUUGCUUUCGCCCUUUAUGACAGUGGAGUGUGGGCGGAAGGUCUGCUAAUAUUCUACGACAUCUUCAAAUAUCUCGAGGAAAAUGUAUCGCAUGACUUCCUGCCGGAGGAAUAUCACCGAACGCAACAGUUUGAAGAAGAUUUAACUUUCUACUUGGGUGCCGAUUGGAAGUCCAAGCACCAGCCCCGCAAAGAAGUCUGCGAUUACAUCAAACAUCUCGAGCAGCUGCAAGGGGAAAAUCCCAAUCUACUGGUGGCUUAUGUCUAUCAUCUGUACAUGGGACUACUUUCUGGGGGUCAGAUUUUACAGAAACGAAGAAACUUUACUAAGAAGUUCAAUCCCUUUGCCAAUGGAAACGGUGCUAGAGGCGCAGCGUUGACGACGUUUGAGGAGCACAGUAUCUACGAAUUGAAGCAAAAAAUGAGGAAAACCAUCGAUGAGUUUGGCGACGGUUUGGACGAGGACACACGAAAGCGAAUGAUGGACGAAAGCCGGAAGGUGUUCGAAAUGAACAAUGAAAUAAUCAAAACGGUCAAGGGAGUUAACCGUGCAAAUAUUAAAACAAUAGUUUAUGUUAUAGUUUUGAUAAUUCUAUACUUUGUUUUGAAACAAUUUAUUUUAAAAUAAUAUUAGAAUACAAUUGAAACAGGAAACUGUUCAAAAUGUGAUAAAUAUUGGAUACUAGUAGUUCAAUAUCUUUAGUAGAUGGAAGCGAAAAUUAACUCCAUAUUAUAAUUGUAUUUUUCUGGUUUUAGUA
This is a messenger RNA of Aedes aegypti (yellow fever mosquito), 988 nucleotides long. RefSeq names its product heme oxygenase 1 (gene Ho). Gene Ontology annotation, molecular function: heme oxygenase (decyclizing) activity. The record is from RefSeq and is a predicted model, not a curated record. Lineage: Eukaryota; Metazoa; Arthropoda; Insecta; Diptera; Culicidae. Gene Ontology annotation, biological process: heme oxidation. The coding region runs from base 157 to 858 and encodes 233 amino acids. The transcript has 2 exons.